This is a messenger RNA of Cuscuta epithymum, 3267 nucleotides long. The record is from the annotation of a GenBank genome assembly. NCBI's taxonomy places the organism in Eukaryota, Viridiplantae, Streptophyta, Magnoliopsida, Solanales, Convolvulaceae.
CAAUAACCGUACUAUACGUUCUUUUCAUCUUCAUCCAUUCACGUCUACCAUUUCCCGGCAUUAUCCAUGGAUUCCAUCCCCGUAGGUUACUCGGAAAUGUGGAUUAUGAUCAAAUACGACGGUCAAUGGGUGUCAAAUACUUUGUUUUCUAGUAUUCAUGUUGCCGGCAUAACUAUACCGUCCAAUUGUACGUAUGAUGCCCUACGUUCUGAAGUUUGUGCUGCGAUGGGAGAGCCCUAUGCCGGCAAGAACAUUAAGAUGUCAUACGUUUUUGCUGCGUGCCCACCUCCUGUGAAUGUAUGUGAUGACGAUACUCUACUCUUUUAUCUACAAUUGAAGAGUUUGCAAAAGGACCCAAUGCAAAUGCCUUUGUGUGUUGAAUUUGUAUCCGGUGAGGAGGUUGAUGCUACGACUGGAGAGGAUCAGAGCAUCACAAUAUGUGAUGAUAUUCACAAUGAAAGUGGAAUUAAUCCUCCGAGUUAUCUCGAACAGCGUGGUGGCUUAAGUGAUGAAGGCAAUAAUUUCAGUCACACUGUGGAUGCAGACUUUGAACUUGAACACAUUUCGAGUGCUGAAAUUACGAGGUUAAAUUCUCUCGUAGAUGAAGAGAUUCAUAAUAUGCCUGUAGUCAAGCAUUCCGAACCCACGUGCAUUGCAUUGAAUAGCAUCUAUGGAAGCAAGAAGGAACUUGAUUUUCACUUAAAGAUGUAUGCCAUUACCAACUUUUUUCAAUAUAGAACGAAGACUUCUUGCCCGAUGGUUUUGCAUGUUGUGUGUGUUGAUUACCCCAAUUGCAAGUGGGCUGUGCGUGCUGUGUGCGUUGACAAAGUGUCGUUGUUCCAAGUUAAAAGGUAUGCAUUUAUUUCUCUGUGUUUAUUGCCUUGCAUGUCUAUUACUGCCCUGUCACUGUUUUGGUGUUUAUACGUUGUGUGCAUGUGUAUUACUGCCCUUCAUAACAUUAGGUUUAAAAUAAAUGAGCAGUGGUAAUGACGUAUAAAUUUAAUUCCCUAUGAUGCUCUUUUAUGGUUUCAUUGCUUUGUAUAUUACUGCCUACGUAAAAUAAAUUUACAGAAUUUAAUUCCACAGUGUCUAGGACAUAUAAUUUAAUGUCCUAUUACGUUUUUUAUGUUGUCAGUUUUUUGGUUUGUUGGAAAAAAAUGGUAAAAGGGAAAUAAAAUCACUAUUGCAACUUGGGCAUGAAUAUUAUUCCCUUUGUGCACAUGUAAUAUUUUCGUUCCUCUUGGAUUCAUUUUUGCUUCAUGGUAAUGUAUCUCAUUACUGCCCUAUAUGUACUAAAAAGUAAACAUAUUUACUUGCUCACUGAAAAGAACAUAUAAAAUUAAUGCCUUAGUACGUAUUUAAUUAUUUGUAUAAAUUGCUGAAAUAUAUUUUAGUUGGAUUUGUUUAUGGUUUGCACUUUUUAUGUGAUCAUAAUUACAUUAUUUAUUCUUUUUUAUUUGUUAUUACACAUGCAUUAAUUUUGUGUUUAUAUUUUUUUCCCGAUCGAUGUGCAUUAAAUUAUUAUCCAUUCUAAUGCCCUUUAGAUAAUGCCGAAUGUUAUUAAUUUUUUCCAGAUUUGACUCUGAGCACACAUGCCCCAUUGAUUUGCGUCAACGAAAUAACCGCCAGGCUACGUCUAGGAUUAUUGCCGAACUAAUCAAACACGAGUACGGUGAUCCCUCCAAUAAGCCAUACCCUCCGAAAUCAAUCAUGCUUGAUAUGCAAACCAAAUAUGGCAUUUACAUGUCAUACAAAAAAGCAUGGAUUGCCAAAGAAUUGGCAAUGGAAUUGGCUAUGGGAUCUGAAAAACAAUCAUAUGCUCGGUUACCUUCCAUGUGUUAUGUGCUUGAUAGGAGUAACCCAGGUUCUAUUGUUUCUUAUUCAUGCAAGGAAAAUGGUGAAUUUAAAAAUUUUUUCAUGUGCCUUUCUGCAUGGAAAGAUGGUUGGAUUCAUUGCAUUCCUGUUAUAAUUGUGGACGGGUCUUUUUUGAAGUCAUAUUACAAGGGUACAUUACUCACUGCAUGUACACAAGAUGCAAACAAACAAAUAUUUCCUUUGGCAUUUGGUAUUUGUAGUGGGGAAAAUACUGAAAACUGGUCAUGGUUCUUCAGCAUGUUGAAGUGUUCGUUGACGCAUAGGGAUGAUCUAUAUAUUGUGUCUGAUCGGCACGAGGGCAUUAUUAGUGCUGUGCGUUCUGUAUUUCCUCAUGCAGAGCAUGGGUAUUGUGUUUACCACAUUCUGGCUAAUUUGAAAACAAGAUUUCGUGGCUCCCAAACAACCGUGUCAUGGAAGUUUCUGCAAGCUGCUCGUGUAGGAUCUGUGUAUGAGUGUGAAGAGUACCUUCGCAUGCUUGACAGUGAGGAUGAACGUAUUCGUACGUAUUUAGAGCGGAUCGGUUAUGACAAAUGGUCUCGUGCAUAUGCCAGUCGGAAUCGAUACUCGGUUAUGAUGUCAAACAAUGCGGAGUCAUUAAAUGCAGUUAAUGCCACGGCCCGAGAAUACCCAAUCUGUAAGUUGAUAGAGUUUAUUAUUGCUAGGAUGCAAAAGUGGUUCUGUGAAAGGCGAGAAACUUCUACGUCUAACACUUGUCGUUUGUCUACACACUUUGAGUCUGAGCUAGUAGUGUUACAAGCUAUGGCCGCCGUGAUGACAGUGAAACCAUCAUGUGCUUUUGAGUUUGAGGUGUUUGAUAAGAAAUCCCGCUCGUAUGUUGUCAACUUGAAAGAACGUACGUGCACUUGUCGGGAAUUUGAGCUUGAUGGCUUUUUGUGUGUACAUUCCGUUGCUGCUAUUCGCUCUCGACCAGGACUUUCUUGCUACGAUUAUAUAUCAGAAUUCUAUACAGCACAUCAUUGGGCACAAACAUACUGUGGCAUUAUUCAUCCUAUUGGGAGUCCGGAUGGUUGGAUGGUACCCCCUCAUGUUAGUCAAAUCACUUGCAAGCCCCCAUCAUGCGAAACACGACCUCCUGGAAGGCCGAAGAAGAGAAGGAUUCCUUCUACCGGAGAACAUGUUCGGAAACAAGCAUGCACUCGUUGUCACGUGGUUGGACACAACCGAAAGACCUGCAGAAAUCCGAUUCCGCUACACAUGCGUUAAAAACUGCUUUUAAUAGCCAUUUUUUUUAUAUUGUUACGAAUUUAGUGACAUUCACCAGUUUGGUUUUGCUUUCUUUCUGAACAUUCUUGUUAAUGUUAUUUAUUUCUGGAUAUCAAUUCCAUAUGACUUGCUUCCCACCAUGUGUGAAUGAUUGUGCUUUACUAGUUA